GAUAAGUACGAAAACACAAGCUAAAACACGUUAACACUGUGUAGAAAAUUAAGCAAAUCACAAAGAAUUAAAAAAUUUCAAGUCUUCUGCAACAAUUUGUGUUUACGGACAUCAACCACAAUGUAAUAUACGUCACAACUGACUAUGGAAAAACUUUUGAAAGGAGAGAUUUGAAUUCCACGCCUUCAGAAAUAUCUUUUCAUGAAUUAAAUCCGUCGAUUUUUGUUCUUUUUGACAAAAAUACCACAAAACAUAGGCUGUGGGUGACAGAAGAUUUCGGAAAAUCAUUCCGGAUGGUACAUGAAUUUGUUAAGGCUUUCUACUGGUUGAAAGAUGCGAAUGACGAAUACCGUAUUGUCGUGCAAAGGUCCGAACCGAAUGAUUUGAGCACAAUUCUUCAUUCGAUGAAUUUGUUCAAAAAUAGAGCGUCUCAAAUUUAUGUUUCAAACGUGAAAGAUUUCUUCAUCAAAGGAGACUAUCUUUUUAGUACAAAAUAUAAUGACAAGGGAGAGCUGCAACUAUACGUUUCUUACAAGUUAGGGGCUCAAACAUUAUGCAUCUUUGAUUCCAAAGAAAAAUUCAAAAGUUACUUCAUCGUCGAUGUGACCAAUACCAGAGCUCUUGUUGCAGCAGGCCAUUCGAACACAACAUCUCACUUAUACGUCUCAGAAAGUUUAGCUGGCAAUGGAAAACAGGUCAAAUUCACGUUGUCCCUGGAAGAUGUUUUCGUCUUUUUCCCUUUAACUACUUGGCAAGACACUUGGCUUCACCACAUGUCAGAAGAAGCAUUUGCUGAUGUUUAUAAAGUAGAAGGUCUGACAGGCAUUUACAUAGCAUCGAGAGUUAUAUCAAUACCAGUUGGUGGUCAUCUUGGACCUCAACAUUUGGGAUCAGUCAUUACUUUCGACCAUGGAGCCACUUGGAGAUUAAUUCAGCCACCGGCUUUCGAUGUAGAAGGUCAGUCGUCAGGUUGUGUAACUACGAGAAACUGUUCGUUACAUUUAAGCCAAAAAUUCAAUCAGUUAUUGCCUGAUACUAGAUCAGUGGGGAUCUUAUCUAGUAAAUCAGCACCUGGAUUUAUUAUGGCCACAGGGGUCCUAGGAAAGAAUUUGAAAAGUCACUAUGGAAUUUAUAUAAGCUUGGACGGUGGAGUAACAUGGCGUCAAACACUAAGAGAAUUAUACUUUUUCAAUAUGGGAGACCAUGGAGGUAUUCUAUCCGCUGUUAAAUACUAUAAAACAAAAGGAGAAACUCGUCAUAUUGAAUAUUCUAUAGAUGAAGGUCAAAGUUGGAAUCAAACCGAGUUCCAUAAUGAAGAAUUAAGAUUAUAUGGUUUAAUGACAGAACCAGGAGAAAAUACUACUGUUUUCACUAUGUUUGGAUCUUUACCAGAACACCACCAAUGGAUUAUCGUUAAAGUUGAUUUCACCAAAGUAUUUAAACGUAAAUGUACGAAAGAUGAUUACAAAAUGUGGUCUCCUAGCCACAGUGAAGGCCUUCGAAAUUAUAUUCCGUGUGUAAUGGGACUGCAAGUGACCUACCAAAGAAGAAUGCCAUUGGCAAAGUGUCUAAACGGCCUGGAUUACGUACAACCCAAAUCUACAGACGUAUGUGAAUGCGAUUUGCUUGAUUUUGAAUGUGAUUUUGGAUUUGUAAGAGUUGGUUCCCCACCACGAUGCAUUCGAGACAAAUCUGCCACGUCACUUGAUGUAUACAAAGUUCCAGCUCCGUGCAAACCGGGCAACUUUUACAACCGUACUAAAGGCUACCGUAAAAUCGCCGCAGAUAGUUGUGUAGGCGGUUUUGAAUCUCACUACCUUCCAGACAUAGUUCCUUGUCCUUUCCACGAAGUGGAUGAUUUUCUGCUAUUUGCUCAACGGGAAAAUAUUUCCAGAUAUAACUUAAUACGUAAGAAUUUAGAACAGUUACCGGUGCCAAACUUGAAGAAUGUAAUCGCAAUAGAUUUUGACAUGGCAGAUAAUUGCGUUUACUGGGCAGAUAUAGCCGAUGACACUAUUGGACGACAAUGUUUCGUUAACGGAAAUGCUAUAGAAAUUUUGGUGUCGAACGAUAUAUCAUCAAUCGAAGGUAUGGCUUUUGACUGGAUAUCUAAAACUUUGUAUUUCGUUGAUGGCGUCCGUGCCAAAAUUGAACUUAUUAGAACGAACAUAAAUCAUAGCGGAAGAAUGAGGAGAACUAUUUUGAAUUCGACGGUUCUGCAUAAACCGAGAGGUAUUGUUUUACAUCCCAGCCAUGGAUACAUGUUUUGGACGGAUUGGUCCGCCGAAAAUCCUUCAGUGAAUCGAGCUAAUUUGGACGGAAGUAGCAAUAUGACUCUUUUCGGAAGAGAUACAGUUGAGUGGCCUAAUGGUAUUACAAUCGAUUAUUUCGCCAAUAGAUUAUACUGGGUAGAUGCCAGAUUAGAUUACAUAGGAAGCUCAGAUUUACAUGGUGAUGGUUUCGUAAAAGUAGUUUCAAAUACCGACGUAGUUUCUCAUCCAUUUGCCAUAGCUGUCUUUAAAAGUAAUAUGUACUGGGACGACUGGAAGCGAAACUCUAUCUUCAGUUCAGAUAAGGACAAUUUUAAGGGCGUGCAAGUAAUAUUAAAACAGAUGGCAGGUCUUAUGGAUCUUAAGGUAUUUGCACAUGGAAUCCAAAUAGGCACAAAUGCUUGUACCAAUACAACAUGUCCAUAUAUUUGCGUCGGAUUACCGAAGAACCAAAAAGCAUGCCUUUGUCCUGAUGGAUUGACAAUGAAGAACGGCAAAUGUAUGUGUCCAGGAAACAUAGAACCGUUAGCCAACUUUACUUGCCCAAGCGUUGGUAAUAGUUGCAGUCCCGAGCACUUUACAUGCAGCAAUCACUUGUGUAUCCCUAGAGGAUGGAAAUGCGAUGGCGAAAACGAUUGUGGCGAUAAUUCAGACGAAUUUCAGUGUAGUACACAAACCUGUCCGCCUUCAUUCUUUGUUUGUGGAGAUGGCAAGUGUUUGCCUAAUUAUUGGAGAUGUGAUUAUGAUACAGAUUGCGCUGAUGGGUCCGACGAAGCUAAAUGCCCUCGUCAAAACUGCACUGAAGGACAAUUUGAAUGCGAAAACGGAAGAUGUAUAUCUUCAAAAUGGCGAUGCGAUGGCGAAAAUGAUUGUAGAGAUGGAUCAGACGAGAGAAAUUGCAAUGAUGGAAAACCCAUCAUUUGUAAAAACGACGAAUUUCAUUGUACUAGCGGUGGAGUAACUUGCAUACCUACAACUUGGAAAUGCGACGGAGAACCUGAUUGUACCGAUGGUUCUGAUGAAUCUUCGUGUUCUAACAAUACCUGCAACGAUUCGCAGAUGUCAUGCGGACUCCCAACGAAUCGUUGUAUAUACAAAACUUGGAUAUGUGACGGCGACAAAGAUUGCUUGGAUGGAAGAGACGAAGCGAAUUGCACUUUUAAUCACUCCGACAUACCGAAGCGUCCGGAUGAAUUUCAGAGUAGGAAUGGCACAUGUCACGAUCCAUGGAUGUUCCAGUGUAGAAACCAACGUUGCAUACCUUUCUGGUGGAAAUGUGAUGGCGCAGACGAUUGCGAGGAUAAUAGUGACGAGGUAGGCUGUUCAUAUCCACCGUAUCCGCCUAUUGACAAUCCGACAACACAAAGACCCAAUACCACAUGCGAAAGCAAUCAGUUCCAGUGUGAUAGAGGUGAUUGUAUCUUAGCUUCUUGGGUAUGUGACGGCAUGGAAGACUGUUUCGGAGGUGAAGACGAAAAAAAUUGUGACUCCUCCGUAAAUUGCUCCCGAUCUCAAUUUAAAUGUCAAAUCGACGGUAGUUGUAUUGCGGCAACUGCUGUUUGCGAUGGUCAUUUUGAUUGUCCUGAUAAAACGGACGAAUUGUCUUGUGAUGACAACUUACCUGAUGGACCUGGUGCUCCUAGUUGUAGCUUUGGAAUGUUUCCAUGCGACGAAACUUGCUAUCCAUUAUACCUUCUUUGUGAUGGAAAAUAUGAUUGUAAAGAUCGUUACGACGAGAAGGAUUGUGCAACAAAAGCAAGAGUCUACCAAAUCAGUCAGAUGGAAGUUGACGAAAGGUUUACAAAUGCUACUUCGAUUCUACUUAAUUGGUGGAUUGUUCGACCUACCGGUUUAGAGCUUGAAUAUGAACCUUCUAUCAGAAAAAUUGGGGAAGACCAUUGGAGAAACGAAAGUUGGACCAGUCAACCCCACCAUCAAUUUACCAACUUACAACCAUUCACCAAAUAUAACAUGACUGUAUAUGUCAGGAUAAAGAAUACACACGUAGUUUUCCCACCGGCAAUAUUUAAUGUUUCUUCCACAAGCGAGUCCAUUCCAAGUGAACCCUGGAAUGUUUCCGCUAGGCAAAGAAAUGGUUCACAUGUAUUGAUAUCAUGGAAUAAGCCACGUACGCCUAAUGGACUUAUUGUUUCCUACGAACUUUGCUGGAUAUUCCCAAAUUCAGCUGAGAUUAGGCUUAAAUUAUCUGGCAAUGAAACCGCACAUAUGCUUUCACAAGACUUUGAUAAUGGACUUAAUUACACCUUCUGGGUAAUCGCUCGUAAUAGAAAAUACGAAAGUAAAAAGUCUCUACCGGCUACAUUAAUAUUUGAUGGAAAAUCAAGUAUAGAAGGUGUUAAAAAUAUUAAAGUAAAAGAAGAAGAUGACACCAUUUCUCUGACGUGGGAUUAUAGUAAAGAAGCAGAAGGAUUUGAUGUAAGAAUCUUUACAGAUAGACCAUAUCCCAAUCUACCUUCUAGAACCACAUCAACUAAAAACAUUACGCUUAAGUUAGCGCCUGGAGUUAAUUAUAGAGUUGGGAUUAACGCAUUUAAAAAGGAUCUUGUUGGACCAACGGGGUACAUCAGUUUUAGGAAAGCAGGCAAUCCUCUACCUGAAAUCGAAUCUUUACAAGUAAUAGUUCUAAAAGAUAUUGGUACAGCUGUGAAGUUGAGGUGGGAUAGGCCAAAGUAUGCGAAGAAACUGAAUUGGUUGUAUGGCGUCUAUUAUGGUAUCAACCACCAGCAGCUCUUUGAAAGUCCUAGAAAUACAACUAUAAAUGAGAGUAUCACAAUAACGAACUUGGAUUCCUGUGAAAACUACGUGUUUUCUGUUGGUUUGGUUGGUCCUAUUGGUUUCGGACCUUUAUCCGGAAAUAUACAACAAGUUAGUACUUCUGAAAAUCCCAGGGCUCCGCCUAAGAGACUUAUGGUUCAAGAAGAUGGAUUUGAUCCUCUUCAGAUGAAAAUAUCUUGGAUACCGCCUUGUCCGUCACGCCAACCAGAGUUUUACAAGAUUCUGAUUACAGAAAAGAGCACAACGCAGACAUAUUUCCGCAAGGCAGAUGGUUCCCAUGCCAACACCUACGUCUUUAAAGUAUUACUUGGUGGAAUUUACGAAAUUAAGGUUGCUACUGACGAACCUAAUGCGAUAUAUUCAAAACCGGUAAAAUAUUCUGCCCCUGCCAUAUCGCCUCCCGUUGAAUUAAGAGUGGCAGCAAGAAAUAAUGGCAGUUAUGUAGUAGAUUGGAAAGGCGCAGACUUAGCCCAGAAUAUCGGAAAGUAUCGAUAUGAAGUCUUAGUACAUGCCGGUAAUACCUUAAACGAGAGCCGCGCGCAGAAGUUUAUUGUGGAUGGACCACCAUUUGUAUACACAAACUCGUCUUCUAAAAUGUACACUUUUGCUGUAAGAAUAAAAUCAGCCAAAGGUCUUAACUCGGAAAUGUCGAAUACCCUGAGUUUAGAAAACCUUAAUGUGCAAGCUCCUCAAAAUAUGACCGCCGUCAUUGUGCCGACCGUUUUAGUCAUUAUUGCUUUAUUAGCCGUUGUUACAUUCCUUAUUGUAAGAAAUAAGAAACUUCAGAGCAGCUUUACGCGCUUCACAAACUCUCAUUAUGAUACCAGAUCUGAAGCAGCCACAUUUGACGACAAUAAUUUAGAAGAAGAUGACAGUCCUCAUAUUAGGGGAUUUGCUGAUGACGAACCCUUAGUUCUAGCGUAA
Diabrotica balteata is the source of this 5990-nucleotide messenger RNA. Lineage: Eukaryota; Metazoa; Arthropoda; Insecta; Coleoptera; Chrysomelidae. The record is from the annotation of a GenBank genome assembly.